CACUAUUACACGACCUAACACAUCGAUACGUACAAGAUUUACCAAUUCCUAAAAAGUAAAAACAAAACAAGAACAAGAAGAAGAAGAAGAAGAUAAUUCAAAACGGUAUCUUUCUCUCUCCUUCCCCUUCCUCCUGCCUCCUCCAUCAUCAUUCCCUCUGUUUUCCAGAAUUAAGAAUUUUCCUUCUUUCUUUGAUCUAAAUCUAAGCUCUAUCAUUCUUACUUUUCACUUAAUUCCACCCAAAUUCACUAUCAAACCCAGCAAUUUGGUAAGCUUUUUCAAAGAUUUUGAGGUAAUCAUAUUCAUUUCUGCUUUAUCAAUUGCAUGAUCGUUUCUUGAACUCAGAAUUUGAUUGCUAAAACCCUAGAUAUAUGAUAUAGCAAGAUUCACCAUGAUUCCCUUAUUUCUUCUGUGAUCUGUUGAUGUACAAACUAACCCAUCUUGUAUAAGUUUCUGGGUUUUUAUUUCCAUCUUGUAAUUUUGAUGUAUAUGUAAACCUAAUUUGAUUUAAACUCUGGAAUUUGGCUUGAUUAGUUAUGGAUAAUAGAUAUGGUUCUGCACCUCCAUAUCCUUAUGGUUAUCCACCCCCAAGUCAGCCAUACCCACCACCCCAAACUUCUGAGGUAUACCCACCACCCCAACAAACUUCUGAGGUAUACCCACCAUCCCCACAUUCCCCAUAUCAAUACCCAUAUGCUUCUCCUUACCCCAAUCCAUACUCGCAACCGGCUUACCCGUAUCCGCCACACCCGUAUCCUCAACCUGGUUACUCAAAUCCACCUUCUAGACCUUACUCAUAUUCAGGUCCACUUCCUCAAACUACUGCAGCUCCACCAAGUUUACAGCAUAGUAGUAGUUUUCAGUAUGGUUCAUCGCAUUACCAUUAUCCUGAUUCGAGUGCAUACACGCCUCCUAAUGCCCUUCACCAGCUUCCACCCAGCAAUAGCUUUAACAGUGCCCAUGGACAAGAUAAUUUAGUGAGUGAGUUUCCAGGAAGUAGUGGGGUUGGUGUUGGUAAUAGGCCUUCGAAUGCUUCUAUAUAUCCUCCUUUGGAUGACCUGAUGUCGGAUAUGCGAUUGUCUGAUAAUCGCCCAUCUGCCCCUGCCUCACCUCCAGCACCUUCUGUGCCUUUAAUGGAAAACUUAGCUCUGACAACCCCAGCAAGUCCUAGUGGAGACUUUGGUUAUCCUGGCAGCAUGUAUGGGACACAUUCUAGAAGUCCUAGUUGGGAUAGUUGUUUCUCUUAUGUGAACAGCUGUGCUGGUUCUCCAUGUUCAUCCAAUCUUGAGACUGCAGGCAUGCAGGUUGUGCCCUAUCAGAAAGGGUCACUGAAGGUUUUGCUUUUGCAUGGAAAUUUGGAUAUAUGGGUUUACGAGGCAAAGAACCUUCCGAAUAUGGACAUGUUUCAUAGAACACUUGGUGACAUGUUUGGUAAAUUUCCAGGGAAUGUAGGCAAUAAAAUUGAUAGCCAUGUGUCUCGUAAGAUCACUAGUGAUCCAUAUGUUUCAAUAACAGUCUGCGAUGCUGUAAUUGGAAGGACUUAUGUGAUCAGUAACGAAGAGAAUCCUGUGUGGAUGCAGCACUUCACUGUUCCAGUGGCACAUCGUGCUGCUGAAGUGCACUUCUUGGUCAAGGAUAGUGAUGUUGUGGGAUCCCAGCUCAUAGGAAGUGUAACAAUUCCUGUGGAACAGUUAUAUUUAGGGGCAAAAGUUGAGGGCACAUAUCCUAUCCUUAAUGGUAGUGGGAAGCAGUGUAAGGCUGGAGCUGUCUUGAGCGUUUCAAUUCAAUAUACACCGAUCAAGAAUCUAAGUAUUUAUCACCAUGGAGUUGGUGCUGGCCCUGAUUAUCAAGGGGUUCCUGACACAUAUUUUCCUCUUAGGAAAGGAGGAACAGUUACUCUUUAUCAGGAUGCUCAUGUUCCUGAUGGUUGCCUUCCAGAGUUUAUGCUUGACCGAGGAAUGAAAUAUGUGCAUGGAAAGUGUUGGCAAGACAUUUUUGACGCGAUACGACAAGCAAGACGGCUGAUAUAUAUUACUGGUUGGUCAGUUUGGCAUAAGGUUAAAUUAGUUCGUGAAAGUGGUAAUCAUGCAUCUGACUCUAGCCUGGGAGAGCUUCUUAGGUCCAAAUCAGCAGAAGGAGUGAGGGUUCUGCUUCUUGUGUGGGAUGAUCCAACUUCAAGAAGCAUAUUGGGCUAUAAAACGGAUGGAAUUAUGGCAACCCAUGACGAGGAGACUCGACGCUUCUUUAAGCAUUCGUCAGUGCAAGUGCUACUUUGUCCCCGCAUUGCUGGAAAAAGGCACAGCUGGGUGAAACAAAGGGAAGUUUCAACAAUUUAUACCCACCACCAGAAAACUGUGAUUGUUGAUGCUGAUGCUGGCAAUAAUAGAAGAAAAAUCUUAGGAUUCGUUGGCGGGCUUGACUUAUGUGAUGGGAGAUAUGAUACUCCAGUCCAUCCUCUAUUCAAAUCUCAGCAAACAGUGCACAAAGAUGACUACCACAACCCUUCCUUCCAAGGAAAUACCACAGAUUGCCCAAGAGAACCAUGGCAUGAUUUGCAUUGUAAAAUUGAUGGGCCUGCAGCAUACGAUCUUCUUGCCAACUUUCAACAACGAUGGUUAAGAGCUUCGAAGGCACAUGGAAUUAAAAAAUUAAAAACGCCUAGUGAUGAUGCUUUACUGUUAAUUGAGCGCUUGCCUGACAUUGUUGGUAUAGCUGAUGUUCCUUGCCUUAGUGAGCAUGAUCCAGAAUCUUGGCAUGUACAGGUUUUUCGGUCUAUCGACUCCAGUUCUGUGAAAGCUUUUCCGAAGAAUCCAAAGGAAGCUACUAGCAUGAAUUUAGUAUGCGGGAAGAAUGUAUUGAUUGACAUGAGCAUACAUACAGCAUAUGUGAAGGCUAUUCGAGCUGCCCAACACUACAUUUAUAUAGAGAAUCAAUAUUUCAUUGGCUCUUCAUAUAAUUGGAGUGCUCACAAAGACUUGGGUGCUAACAAUUUGAUUCCCAUGGAAAUCGCUCUAAAAAUUGCUGAGAAGAUCAAAGCUCAUGAGAGAUUCGCUGCAUAUAUUGUUGUCCCGAUGUGGCCAGAGGGUAUUCCAACAGGUGCCGCUACUCAAAGGAUUCUCUUUUGGCAGAACAAAACAAUGCAAAUGAUGUAUGAAACCAUCUACAAGGCCCUAGUAGAAGUUGGCCUUGAGGAAGCUUAUACACCCCAAGAUUACUUGAACUUCUUCUGCCUUGGUAACCGUGAAGCUCCAGAUGGAAGUCCUGCAUCAGCUGGAGGCCCCCAUCCUCCUAACAGCCCACAGGCUAUGUGUCAAAAGAGCAGAAGAUUCAUGAUCUACGUCCACUCCAAAGGCAUGAUAGUUGAUGACGAGUAUGUGAUUUUGGGUUCUGCAAACAUCAAUCAGCGGUCAAUGGAGGGAACUAGGGACACUGAGAUUGCUAUGGGAGCCUACCAGCCUCAUUACACAUGGGCCAAAAAAACAGCACAUCCUUAUGGACAGAUAUAUGGGUAUAGAAUGUCCCUUUGGGCAGAACAUCUUGGACUUGUUGAUGACUGCUUUACUGAACCAGAAACUAUUGAAUGUGUAAGAAGAGUAAGGGGUUUGGGUGAAAUGAAUUGGAGACAAUUCGCAGCUCCGGAGAUCACAGAAAUGACGGGACACCUCCUUAAAUACCCUGUCGAAGUUGACCGAAGGGGUAAGGUCAAACCCCUUCCAGGGUGUGAAAAUUUUCCUGAUCUCGGUGGUAGAAUUUGUGGCUCUUUCCUUGGAAUUCAAGAGAAUCUCACCAUCUGAUAACUUAAUCACCACCAUCUUACGACCAUUAAUUGUUAAGAUUGUCAGCAGAGAGCUCAAUUUUGAUGUAUACCUAUAGCUUUAUAGUUUUACUUGUUUCCAUCCGAGGAUGUAAUUUAGCGUAAUAAUUGUGAUUUUGUUUGGUACAUAAUUUUUUUUGCCACCCAAACUUCUCUAGACAUUUAGUCAUGUACUGAUAAGAAAAUAUAUAUACAAGUAGGGCUGUAUUGAAAAGUGUUGUACUCUAAUAAAAUUUUCCAAUGUAUACCUUUAACUAUGAAUAUUUUGUAAAUUGCAAUAAUAGUUUUGAAUUCUAUUUAAACA
Spinacia oleracea (spinach) is the source of this 4118-nucleotide messenger RNA. Its product is annotated as phospholipase D gamma 1. Lineage: Eukaryota; Viridiplantae; Streptophyta; Magnoliopsida; Caryophyllales; Amaranthaceae. The record is from RefSeq and is a predicted model, not a curated record. Gene Ontology annotation, biological process: phospholipid catabolic process. Gene Ontology annotation, cellular component: plasma membrane. Gene Ontology annotation, molecular function: D-type glycerophospholipase activity. The transcript is spliced from 10 exons. Bases 537 to 3794 code for a protein of 1085 amino acids.